AUGGAUUUCAGCUCACUAAAGGAUCAAGUCAGCAAUUUAACGCUGUAUGAUAUCAAAGCUGGUGUCAGAAAAGUGCAAAAUGCUGUGAUGAAUUACACCGAAAUGGAGGCGAAGGUUCGGGAAGCUACGAAUAAUGAACCUUGGGGUGCCUCCUCUACACUUAUGCAGGAGAUUGCAAACGCAACACAUAGCUAUCAAUUGCUCAACGAAAUUAUGCCCAUGAUAUAUAAGCGAUUUACGGAGAAAACUGCAGAGGAGUGGCGACAAAUUUACAAAGCCCUUCAACUCCUUGAAUUUCUAGUGAAGAACGGAUCAGAGAGGGUUAUUGACGAUGCGCGUUCUCACGUUUCUCUCCUCCGGAUGCUUCGGCAAUUUCACUAUGUUGAUCAGAACGGAAAGGACCAAGGUAUAAACGUGCGCAACCGAGCCCAAGAGUUGGCAAAACUUUUGAGUGAUGUUGAUGCGAUCCGCGCAGAGAGAAAGAAGGCAAGGGCCAAUCGAAAUAAAUUUGGAGGUAUCGAAGGUGGAAUGGGGUUGAGCUCAUUUGGAAGUGGUUCCCGAUAUGGUGGGUUUGGGAGUGAUGAAGCUUCAUAUGGUGGAUAUAGCGGAGGGGUGUAUGGGGACGGAGGCGGAUUUGGUGGUAACACUGGAGGAUAUGAAGACACAGGAAGAAGGAGCAAUCGCUUUGAAGAGUACGACGAGGGCGACGAUAUCUCUGCGACUCCUUCCACCGGGCGUAGGGCGAACACUACCUCCUCUACCACUAGUCGGCGAGAAACAAAAAAGCCGGAACCUGCCAAGGAAUCGGAGGCCUUAUUUUCCUACAACAGCGAAGAGCCUAUCGCAGACACGUCAAUUCUCGCGCCACCCAAUCAGUUAUUCGGUAUCUCCGAGAACACGGCAGCUGGAUCUCAAAAAAACAAGAUCAUUACCCAAAGCAACGCAGAUGAUGAUGACUUUGAUGAUUUCCAGUCUGCGCCCUCUUCUGCGCAAGCCGCGCCAUCGCAGCCACAGCUUUCAUCCAUGCCUCAUUCAACCCUCGCCGCUACGAUAACCCAAUCAGCCACGCAAUAUGCUGCGCCUACGCCCGUGUCGGGUACACAGGGUGCGAACCUGAACGGCAUUGUUGGGUUUACCUCGCCAUCGCCAAUUAGCAAUGCUUCUGCCACAUCUACCCAACGCCCAAACCUUAUCGGUACCGGUGUGUCGGCGUCAAUGCAGCCACAACUACCAAAGCCUACGGGCUACCAAGCGGUACAACCAAACUACUUCACCUCCGUCCCAGCACCACAACAACAAAGCUCCCAGGGCCAGAGCAAAAGCCCACUAUCAUCCCCUUCUAUUCCCGGUACCAACAAGCCAGCUACGAGCACAUCGGCGAAGGCCAGCGGAGAUGCAUUUGGCAGUCUCUGGACAGCCGCAAGCACCAAUGCGGGACUUAAGACGUCUACCUCUUCCCAACCCAAAGGUCCUAAUCUCGCCAGUAUGGCGAAGGAGAAGACAAAUGCAAGCAUAUGGGGCCCUCCUGCCACUCCAACUGCUUCUAGCCCAAGUGUGGGAAACAGUAAACCGCCAGCUCCGAAUCCACAGACCAGUGGGAAUGGGUUGGAUGGUCUGUUUGGAUGA
This is a messenger RNA of Histoplasma mississippiense, 1626 nucleotides long. RefSeq lists its product with no specific name. Gene Ontology annotation, molecular function: clathrin binding; phospholipid binding. The transcript is spliced from 5 exons. The record is from RefSeq and is a predicted model, not a curated record. The coding region runs from base 1 to 1626 and encodes 541 amino acids. Lineage: Eukaryota; Fungi; Ascomycota; Eurotiomycetes; Onygenales; Ajellomycetaceae. Gene Ontology annotation, biological process: endocytosis; Golgi to endosome transport. Gene Ontology annotation, cellular component: plasma membrane; endosome; clathrin vesicle coat.